This is a messenger RNA of Syzygium oleosum, 477 nucleotides long. Its product is annotated as disease resistance protein Roq1-like. Lineage: Eukaryota; Viridiplantae; Streptophyta; Magnoliopsida; Myrtales; Myrtaceae. Bases 1 to 477 code for a protein of 158 amino acids. Gene Ontology annotation, biological process: signal transduction. The record is from RefSeq and is a predicted model, not a curated record. The transcript has a single exon.
AUGGCUUCUUCAUCGAAACCCAAACGGAAAUACCAUGUGUUCUUGAGUUUCAGGGGUGAGGACGUUCGAAACAACUUCCUCGGUCAUCUCUACAGAGCUCUUGAUCAGAAAGGAAUCUACACUUACGUUGAUAGCGAGGAGCUCAGGAAAGGAGAGCAAAUAGCACCGGCGCUUAUGAAGGCGAUCGAGGAAUCACAGAUCGCAAUAAUCAUUUUCUCCAAGGAUUAUGCUUCCUCGUGGUGGUGUUUGGAAGAGUUGGUGAAAAUCAUUGACGGUAAGAAAGAAAGAGAUCUCACGGUAUUUCCCUUGUUUUACAAAGUGGAACCCAGGGAAUUGAGAACGCCAAGAGGGAGCUACAGAGAUGCUAUGGUCAAGCAUGAGUCCAAGUACGGGAAGGAUUCAAAGGAAGUGAAAAGAUGGGAGAAAGCACUUUCCGAUGCUAGUUACUUGUCCGGAUGGCCCUUGAAAGAUGGGUAA